Molecule: messenger RNA, 3609 nt
Organism: Quercus lobata
Lineage: Eukaryota; Viridiplantae; Streptophyta; Magnoliopsida; Fagales; Fagaceae
Exons: 2
Coding region: 1-3609 (1202 amino acids)
Biological process (GO): telomere maintenance; DNA repair
Molecular function (GO): DNA helicase activity
Source: RefSeq, a predicted model, not a curated record
AUGGCUAGGGAUAGAUUCAAUGAGUCUGAUCUGCAUGAUGUAAGGAUACGUCUUAUUGGAAGUCGCAAUUAUGAUUCUAGACAAUAUAACUUACCUGAUAGUACUGAAGUUGCUGCUAUUAUUGUUGGAGAUUUAAAUACUGAAAAUUGUGAAAGGGAUAUUAUUGUUGAAAACCAGAGUUCAGGAUUGCAGCGUAUAUAUGGAAGUCAUCCGAGCUAUAUGGCUUUACAAUAUCCAUUGCUUUUUCCUUACGGUAACACAUUAUUGCUUGGUGGAAGGCUUUUUCAACAAUUCAUAGUCGAUGCCUAUACUUCCAUUGAAGAGGAAAGAUUACAAUGGGUAAGGCAAAACCAAUUGAAAUUAAGAUCUGAACUAUAUGGUGGGCUUAAAGAUGCUGUGCUUCGUGGUGAUACAAAUCCAAAAACAGUUGGAAAGCGGAUCAUCUUACCUUCCUCUUUUACUGGAAGCCCAAGAUACAUGGCUCAGAAUUAUCAAGAUGCAAUGGCUAUAUGUAGAAGGGUAGGAUAUCCAGAUCUGUUUAUGACAUUUACUUGCAAUCCAAAAUGGUCUGAAAUCACACAGUGCUUGGAAUUUAUAGAAGGCCAAAAUGUUGGGGACCGACCAGAUAUUGUAACAAGGGUUUUUAAAAUAAAGUUGGAUGAAUUAUUACAUGAUUUGAGGCAUGAAUCUCAUUUUGGAAGAGUCAUUGCAGUAGUAUACACAAUCGAAUUUCAGAAAAGAGGUCUUCCGCAUGCACAUAUUCUCCUUUUCUUGGAUCCAAAAGAUAAGUGCCCAAGCCCAGCAGACAUUGACAGUAUUAUUACAGCAGAAAUACCAGAUCCACAUAAAGAUCCAAUUGCUUAUGAAGAUGUAAAACAGUUUAUGAUGCAUGGGCCAUGUGGAUAUGCAAACCCAAGAUCACCUUGUAUGGCUAAUGACAAAUGUACAAAACAUUUUCCAAAAAAAUUUUAUGAAGAGACAACUAUCGAUGAAGAAGGUUUCCCCGUUUAUAGAAGAAGAAAUGAUGGGAAGACAAUAGUAAAAAAUGGAAUUACUUUGGAUAAUCGGUAUGUUGUGCCAUAUAAUGUAGACUUACUGGUAAAGUACCAGUCACAUUUGAAUGUGGAAUGGUGCAAUAGAUCUCGAUCGAUUAAAUAUUUAUUUAAAUACAUAAAUAAGGGACCAGAUAGAGUCACAAUUGUUUUACAAGAAAAUCUGCCAGGUACUGAUAAUGACGAACAACAACCAAGCAUUGUUGUUGAUGAGACCAAAGCAUAUUUGGAUUGUAGGUAUAUUUCAGCUUCUGAAGCAUGUUGGAGAAUAUUUGAAUUUCCGAUUCAGUUUCGAAAUCCACCAGUUGAAAGAUUAAACUUUCAUUUAGAAAAUGAAAAUCCCAUUAUAUAUCCAGAAAAUGCAAAUUUGAACAACAUUUUACAAAGGCCAGGAAUCAAAGACACAAAAUUUACUGAAUGGAUGAAAACUAAUGAAGCUUUUGAAGAUGCUCGUGAGUUAACUUAUGCUGAAUUUCCUACAAAAUGGGUAUGGCAUCAAAAUGUUAAGCAAUGGAAACGAAGAAAAGGUAGAAAAUGUAUUGGAAGAGUAUAUAAUGCUCACCCUUCAAGUGGAGAUCGAUUUUACUUGAGAAUGUUGCUUAACAUUGUCAAAGGCCCAAAAAACUUUAAAGAGAUAAUGACUGUAAAAAAUAUUACUUAUCCUACUUACAAAGAUGCAUGUUAUGCACUUGGGCUUCUAGAUGAUGAUAAAGAGUGGCAUGAAUGCAUAAAUGAAGCUGCACAUUGGGCCAGUGGCAAACAGUUACGCCAACUAUUUGUUACCAUACUCAUGUUUUGUGAAGUAUCUGAUCCUUUAAUUUUAUGGGAUUCUAAUUGGAAAAUUCUUACGGAAGAUAUACUUAAUAGACAAAGACAUAUCUCCCAUUUCCAUGAUUUGAUAUUAUCUGAUAGUCAAUUGAAAAAUUAUGGCUUGUAUGAAAUUGAUCAAAUCCUCCAACAAUAUGGGAAAUCUUUGAAAGACUAUCCUCAAAUGCCUCAGCCAGAUGUAAAUAUUCUUAUUCAUAAAAGAAAUAGACUUAUUGAAGAAGAAAUGUCAUAUAAUAUAGGAAGUUUGCAAAGAGAACAUGAGAUCUUGAUAUCUGGCCUCAACAAUGAACAAAGAAAUAUCUAUAAUUCUAUAAUGGAAGCUGUUUUUUCUGAAAGUGGGGGCAUGUUUUUUGUCUAUGGUCAUGGUGGAACGGGAAAAACAUACCUUUAUAGAACAAUUUUGGCUGCUGUAAGAUCAAAAGGAAAAAUUGCUCUAGCAGUUGCUUCUUCAGGUAUUGCUGCUCUUUUACUUCCUGGUGGCCGGAUAGCACAUUCACGAUUCCACAUUCCGAUUAAUGUUAAUGAUGAGUCAACCUGUGAAAUAAAGCAAAAAACACAGACAGCAGAACUUCUUUUGAAAACAAGUAUAAUACUUUGGGAUGAGGCACCAAUGGCAAAUAGAAAUUGCUUUGAAGCUGUUAAUCGCAGCCUUCAAGAUAUACUGCAGAUUGAAGAUCCAAUGAAUUUAGAAAAACCUUUUGGUGGCAAAGUUGUGGUUUUAGGUGGUGAUUUUCGGCAAAUACUUCCAGUUGUGAAAAAGGGAAGACGUGAAGAUAUUGUCCAAUCUACAAUUUGUCAGUCACACUUAUGGAAUUAUUGUCAUGUGUUUAAACUACAACAAAAUAUGAGACUUUUGCAGAACAAUAUGAGUGAAAUAGAAGGAUUAUCUGUACAAGAUUUUAGUGAAUGGAUUUUAAAAAUAGGUAAUGGUGAUUUGGGAGAAGGUGAUGGUGACAAUAACAUUACAAUUCCUCAUGAUCUAAUCAUCCAACCUACACAAAAUCCACUGGAAGAUAUUAUUAAUAGCACAUACCCUGAUUUGAAUGCUCAAUACAUGGAUGCAAGUUACAUUGAAGAAAGGGCAAUUCUUGGCCCUACAAAUGAAGUUGUAGAGGAAUUAAAUGACUACAUAAUCUCAUCAGUAAAUGGAGUAGAACAUGAAUAUUUGAGUUCAGAUUCUAUUUGCAAGGCUUCUUUGAAUGUUCCUGAUCAAGACAUUUUAUACCCUAUUGAGUUUUUAAACAGCUUAAGAUUUCCUGGAUUGCCAAAUCAUAAGUUGACAUUAAAAGUAGGCUUGCCUAUUAUGUUGCUUAGAAACUUGAACCAGAAUGAAGGGCUUUGUAAUGGAACAAGGUUGAUUAUUACAAAGUUGGCUACAUGGGUUAUAGAAGCAAAAAUUAUUACUGGCACUAAUAUAGGCAACUGCGUGUUCAUUUCGAGGAUAACAUUAUCUCCAACUGAUUCGAAAUGGCCUUUUGUUCUAAACAGGAGACAAUUCCCAAUUUCUGUGUGUUUUGCAAUGACAAUAAAUAAAAGCCAAGGACAGUCAUUGAAACAUGUGGGAGUUUAUUUGCCUAAACCAGUUUUCAGUCAUGGACAAUUAUAUGUUGCAGUUUCUAGAGUAACAAGCAGAAAUGGGUUGAAGUUCCGCAUAAUUAAUGAUGAAACUGAUCAAAGUUGUGAAACAAAAAACAUUGUGUACAAGGAGGUUUUCACCAAACUUAUUUAA